Messenger RNA from Trifolium pratense (red clover), 2266 nucleotides. RefSeq names its product protein PIGMENT DEFECTIVE 338, chloroplastic-like. Gene Ontology annotation, molecular function: RNA binding. NCBI's taxonomy places the organism in Eukaryota, Viridiplantae, Streptophyta, Magnoliopsida, Fabales, Fabaceae. The record is from RefSeq and is a predicted model, not a curated record. The transcript has 7 exons. The coding region runs from base 174 to 1835 and encodes 553 amino acids. Gene Ontology annotation, biological process: RNA stabilization.
AAAUUGAUCAAAAAAAGAAGGUAGAAAUAUCAAGCAGAAGAAAAGAAAGGCAGAGAGACAAACACAACACAUGAACCCUCAUAUGGAUAAAACAAAAACACCAAUGUUAUUGUUGUGUGAUGUGUCUACCUGAAAACAAAAGAUAAUGUUUUGUUCACCUUCACCAUACAAAAAUGCCAAUUAUUCUCCAUCCUUGUAAGUCUUUCUUAUGCUUUAGUUGUAACUCAUUCAUUUUCACAAAGAAAUCAUAUACAAACUCAACAAAACAAGUUUCUUCAACACCCCACAAAUUUUGUUCUUUUCCCAAUAUAGUUUUUUCUAAGAAAGUUUCUAUUUUGAGUGAUACCCACUUCAAAUUUAGCUCAAGGAAUAGUGGGUUUGAUGGGGUUUCUAGUGAUUUAUCUCGUGAAGCCAUUGAUGAUGAAAUUCAAGAACUUGAAAGUAUUGAGUUGUUGAAUAAGCCUUCACCUGUUUUUGAAGAGAUGGGGCAAGAGAAACCUUCCAAAGAGGAAGUUCUAGCACCGUUUUUGAAGUUUUUCAAAGGUAGUAGAGAUUAUGUUAAGGAAGUUGAGGAAGAUAAUGAGGUAUUGGAAGUUUCUGAAGAAAAAGAUGAUGCGAGUGAUGAGAAUGAAAAAGAAGAUAAAGAAGAAAAAGAAAAAGAAGAAGAUAAGAAGGUUAAUGUUGAGUACUAUGAACCCAAACCUGGUGAUUUUGUGGUUGGUGUUGUUGUUUCAGGUAAUGAAAACAAGCUUGAUGUAAAUGUCGGUGCCGACUUACUAGGUACAAUGUUAACCAAGGAAGUGCUUCCUUUGAAUGGUAAAGAAAUGGAUAAUUUGUUAUGUGAUGUGAAAAAGGAUGCAGAAGAUUUUAUGGUUCGGGGGAAAUUGGGAAUUGUAAAGAAUGAUGAAAUAAUGAGUGGAGUAUCGGUGCCAGGACGACCGGUUGUAGAGACUGGAACUAUUUUGUUUGCUGAGGUUUUAGGUAGAACAUUAAGUGGUAGGCCAUUGAUUUCUACUAGAAGACUCUUUCGCCGGACUGCUUGGCAUCGAGUGAGGCAGAUACAGCAGCUCAAUGAACCGAUUGAGGUUAGAAUUACAGAGUGGAAUGCUGGCGGUCUGCUAACAACGAUUGAGGGUUUGCGAGCUUUCCUGCCUAAAGUCGAGCUUGUGACAAGAGUAAAUAGCUUUACCGAUUUGAAAGAAAAUGUGGGGCGUUGUAUGUAUGUAGAAAUUACUCAAAUAGAUGAAGCUAAAAACUCUCUGCUACUUAGUGAAAAGAAUGCCUGGGUUAGUAUUCAAAUCUGUUUAUUUCCUAUUUUUCCUUGCUUUCUUGCAUCGAUGUUUCAGAGUUUUCUAAGUAGUGAUUUCUCCUUUUUAUCUUUUGAAAUUUCUGUUGUGCAGGAAAAGCAAUAUCUUCGUGAGGGGACACUUUUAGAUGGAACUGUAAAAAAGAUCUAUCGAUAUGGAGCACAGAUUAAGAUAGUAAAUUCUAACAGAAGUGGGUUGCUGCAUGUUUCAAAAAUCAGUCGGGCUGAAGUUGCUUCUGUCAGUGACAUACUUUCUGUUGAUGAGGAGGUUAAGGUUCUUGUUGUGAAGUCAUUGUUCCCCGAUAAAAUCUCUUUAAGCAUUGCAGACCUUGAAAGUGAACCUGGCCUUUUUCUUUCAAAUAAAGAGAGAGUAUAUCUAGAGGCUAAUAUGAUGGCAAAGAAAUAUAAGCAAAAGCUACCUUCUCCACCUAUUGACACUGCAAGAUUAGAACCUUUGCCAAAUAGUGCUUUGCCUUUUGAAAAUGAAGAACUUUAUGCAAACUGGAAGUGGUUUAAGUUCGAAAAAUGAUGAUGAAACAAGAGCAUGAAAGAAAUUAUUCACUGAGACAGGCUCCAUUGAGAAAACCUGAUAUUUGCAUGGAUCGCCAGUCCCAUGACGGGGCUGCCGUUUUGGAUGAAAACAUGAAGAGCCUCCUUGACCUUGAGUAGAGAAGCUUUUAAUGCUGUCAUUGUUCUCCUAUGUUGUUUGAGCACAUAAAGAGCACCAGCCACAAAGUAUAUGAUGAAACGAAUCACAGAUUAAUUCACUUUUAGUCUUUUUUCACCUUCAAAUUUAUCUCUUGUCGCGGAAAAAAAAUUUCUUGAAUUUUUUCUUGAGUUCCUUCCCCCUCCUUUUUAGGUGUCAUAUUAUAGAUAGAUUCAUAUAGUUGGAUGUAAGUUCUGAAUGUAAACUAGAGUAAUUUAAAUUGUUACAGAGAAGCUUCUUACACUAUCAUCUAA